AUGACCGCUGCGGCCUCUGAGCGCUGUGACGCUACAGCCAAACGCAGUGGCCACUCACCCCCUCCCUUGGUCGUCAUUGACCACACCGCGUUCCCCUGCAUCAUGGAUUCCAUCAUCAGUCACACCGGCUGGGACGGGUGGGUCGUCCUUCGCCAGACCUCGCGUGCCUUUCGCGACCGCAUGGAUGCUCUUCUCUGCCACCAUGUGGUGCUCCAGGACCGCCUCUACGGCCCCGAGGACGCCGUCUUCUACCGCCCGGGUACCAUAAAACAGCAACAGCAACUCGUCCCUUGCCUCUGCCUCGAAAGACCUUGUAUCGGGCGGUCUCUCUCCCUGGUUGGUCAGCACACCCGCAUUGUAGACGACCGCACCAUGUUCGCCGUGGGAGUCCAAAACAACAAGAAUCUCAGUCACAACGAGCUGUUUAGCGGCGUCCGUGUCCUUCGCUUCGAGCCCCACUGUGGUGCCUGUCUCCAGGACUUUGACGCGCCAAAGAUUGUCAACUGGAGGCACUUUCCCUCAACCCAUACGAUAGACGACCUCCGGUACCCUCAGAACAAAUACCCUUAUGCGGACACUGCUCGUCACCUGGUCUUCCAUGUCGACUAUGAGGCCAGCUCGGCGUUCAUUCUCCGGUUCCCCUUUAUCGACGACUGGGAUGGCCUGGAAGAGGUUGUCGUCGUUUAUACUAAAAAGCCCAAACCGCCUCCUCCGCCUCACCAGGGAGGCUAUCCGGUCCUGACGACCCGCAGGCCCACUGGUCGCGCCGGUCCCGACGCCGAACUGGGAUUCAUCAUGCACACGCUCGGCAUGGAGCGCGAGCAAGAACGUCCCAUUCCCGACAACGUGACCCUCACCCUGGUCGGCCUCGAGGACUUGCUUGACACCAAUGGGCUUGCGACGCGGGCCGAAAAGGACAACAAGACCCAUCCUCACGAUGUCAUUCGGGCGCGUAUACAGCGAAGGUUCAACUUGUACAGCUACUAUACCCCUCGCGUCAGAAAACUCCUUGGCGAAAUCAACUUCAUGAGCCACGAGGACUAUAUCCGCAAGAUUGGCCGCGACGAGUAUGAGCUCGAGACGCGUGAAUUCACUCAGGCCUCCCCCCUUGCCGGUGCCACCGAGUAG
This is a messenger RNA of Apiotrichum porosum, 1128 nucleotides long. RefSeq lists its product as uncharacterized. The coding region runs from base 1 to 1128 and encodes 375 amino acids. The transcript has a single exon. The record is from RefSeq and is a predicted model, not a curated record. Lineage: Eukaryota; Fungi; Basidiomycota; Tremellomycetes; Trichosporonales; Trichosporonaceae.